AAGUAUACUAUUGGUGUUGGUUGAAUGCUCUCAGCAUAGUUUUUCAGCUCUGAGUGGUCUGAUAGUGGUCAACUGUAACAUUGUAUUCAACUAAAGGACUUCAAUCAGAAAUUAAAUCUAAAUUAAAGGGAAUUAGAUCAAAAGGAUAUUUCUCAGUUAUUUCAUGAUUAUAACUGUGUGUUUUUGAAAGUUGAGCUAAAUGCAGAUGUCGUCUUCAUGCAUAUGAUGGAAAGCUACAUCAUGUCCUCUGCAUCUGAAGAAAUAAUCCCAUAUGAACCUGAUAUUUAUCAACCACCAGUGGAUUUAUACUCAUAUGUCACCAAUGUUGGAGAACUUCACGAUGAGCAUGGCUGGGACUACCACUCUGACCGGGGCAUGCACCAGAGGGACUUGUUGGACACCUCCUCACAAGAGAGUCACCUGACAGAGCUACAGAGUGUCCAUUCCCAACAGCUCCUCCACCCCUAUCGUUACCCCGAUACCGACACCCUCCACCUGCCACUAGUAGGCCCAGGACUGGGACCCCUACCCAUCUCCCCACAGAUGCCGUAUUACACCCAUACAUCAUACUACCAGCACCAGCCUCCUGUGUCCCCUAGGCACUGCUGCUCAGAGAAGGAGGAACCUGGGGGCCACAUCCCCCCACUGGAGGUGUCCGAGGGUGAAGAGGAGGACUGCGGAGACCAUGUCCCCUUUUGGGGAGACUCCAGUAACAAGAGGAAGCACCGCCUGUACCAGUUUCUCCUGGAUCUGCUGAGGAAAGGAGACAUGAAGGACAGCGUGUGGUGGGCGGACAGAGAGAAAGGAAUCUUCCAGUUCUCCUCUAAACACAAGGAGACCCUGGCCAAUCGCUGGGGCACACAGAAAGGAAACAGGAAGAGGAUGACCUAUCAGAAGAUGGCCAGGGCCCUGCGGAACUACGGCAAAACGGGAGAGAUCAAAAAGGUCAAGAAGAAACUGACCUACCAGUUCAGUCCGGAGGUACUGAGGAAAGUCUUGACUACAGAGAGGAGGCACUACCCUCACUAGGAGUACCAGAGAUUGUUCAUAUAAUGCCCCUUGAUAUGGGCUUUGGGAGUAGGCCUACCCUCACUGAUAUGCAUUGCAAAUAGGACAACAAUGACUGUCUACUGUAAUUCUAUUUCAUUACAUUUCAAAUGAUACCCCAGAAACAAUCAGGUAGCCUUAAACAUGUUUAGAUUUUUUUUUAUCGGUGUUUGCAUAUUCCAUGUAUAUUUAUUUCCUUAACUGAACAUGUCGUCAUGUUCUGAGUUGCAUCAUCUUGCUCUUGACUCUCUAUCUUUGUUUCUGUGAAGGAAAAAGCAAUAAAGUAUAUUUUGCAAAUGCUCUA
Messenger RNA from Coregonus clupeaformis (lake whitefish), 1351 nucleotides. RefSeq names its product transcription factor PU.1. Gene Ontology annotation, cellular component: nucleus. Gene Ontology annotation, molecular function: sequence-specific DNA binding; DNA-binding transcription factor activity, RNA polymerase II-specific. The transcript has 5 exons. Bases 217 to 1029 code for a protein of 270 amino acids. NCBI's taxonomy places the organism in Eukaryota, Metazoa, Chordata, Actinopteri, Salmoniformes, Salmonidae. The record is from RefSeq and is a predicted model, not a curated record. Gene Ontology annotation, biological process: cell differentiation; regulation of transcription by RNA polymerase II.